AUGUCUCGACAAGUCCAGGUAAAGAAGGGGUCUGAGAUCCAAGCUCCAGAUGGCCCCCAAACUGAUGGCAUGAUUCGCAUGCCCGCAAUUGUGGACAUGUCUGACCAGAUCUGUGGAACAGCUUCUGCGAUCCACCACCACGGCGAUGAGGUACCUGAGAUCUUGGCAGAUACCAUCGUGUACGCCGCGAAGGGUCAUGGCGCCCUAGUCAGCGGAUCGAACGGCAGUAAAAGACAAGAGCUAGCACCAGGGGAUUUUGCACUCAUACCAGCGUAUGCAGAGCAUCAAGAGGUCAACGACAGCAAUGAGGAUGUUGUUUGGAUCAUCACACGGGGUGGCAGAAAUCCUGUUGUCCAGAACCUCGAGGCUUGGUCAAAAGACUGA
Messenger RNA from Alternaria arbusti, 384 nucleotides. RefSeq lists its product as uncharacterized. The transcript has 3 exons. The coding region runs from base 1 to 384 and encodes 127 amino acids. Lineage: Eukaryota; Fungi; Ascomycota; Dothideomycetes; Pleosporales; Pleosporaceae. The record is from RefSeq and is a predicted model, not a curated record.